Molecule: messenger RNA, 2741 nt
Organism: Marchantia polymorpha subsp. ruderalis
Lineage: Eukaryota; Viridiplantae; Streptophyta; Marchantiopsida; Marchantiales; Marchantiaceae
Source: the annotation of a GenBank genome assembly
UACUAUUAUAGCCUGGCCUGGGGACGCCAUCCCAGAGGCCGGCAGUGGCAAAAUUGACUCAUAGCAAGUAUUGCUUAGUCAGGGAAAUGACGAGACUAUAAUAAUUAAGCACGUACCUACUGCUUCCGGACGCAUCGACAGCAUUCCCGUCCAUGAAUCUGUCGAGAGGCCGCGGAAAAGAAUCGGGCACGUGUCUUCCGUUCGCUCUGUGAUGCCUUUCGAGCUCUUCGAAUCGAGGAACGGAGGAGGUCUCUCCGCACCGGCCGAGGAUCGAGCUCCAUGAGCAUGUGAGUGAUGCAUGGACGGUACCGCUUUUCGUACACGACUCACGAGCGCCUUCUUGUUUCAGAGGGUUGUUGAAGUUCCAGUUAAAUCGGUUGCUGCCGUGAGCCGGAAACCUCGGCUUCGAGGGCAGAGUGGGAGGCAAGAAGGGAGAGAGGGACGAGUGAAGGAACGAACGAAUGAAUGAUUAUUCUCGAGCACGAAGCGAGAACGUGCAUAGAAAUUUGAAGAUGGAGAAUAUAAAGUGAAAGUGGAAAUACGUUCCAUGUCGUUUGGAGCGAUCAAAAGCUGCUCGAUAUUUGUUGCUGAAGUGUUUUGUCGCGUUGAGACCAUUGGCCUCCGGAGCCUAACUCCUUUGCACUUCGGGUUAGGCAAACAUUGGACGGAACCACACGCCGAGGGGAAUCUCUUUCGCGGUUGACUCGUGGUGCACCAGAUCCAAAUCUAAUCCCUCCUUGUAGACAUGAAGGUAGAGUUUGACACCACAUUGACCCCGGUCCUUGGCGAUCUCGUGUGUAAAGAACGCUCCGAGAUUUUCGUUCAUUAAAGGAAGCGUAAACAAAUGUUGACCAGAAUCGAAAGGAGGAGGGCGUUUGUGACAUCGGACCUCAAGGAGGCUCGCGUUGGGCCCUUUGUAUGGUCUUGCUGCAAAGAGCAUCACGUAAAUUUGAAAGAGUGAGGCAAGCUCACCACGAACGGUCUCCAUCUUUGUGGUAUGCGUAAAUUUAGAAGAGGGCGGUAGUUGUUUCCAUUGAGGGGGAGGAUUUGGAGCAAACCGGGAGAAUGGAAUCUGAUGCGGAACUUAAAUGUAUUAGAAGACAAAAAGGGUAUAAAGAAAUGAGGCUAGUGUAUUUAUAUGAAAUGGAGAGCAGGACAGCCGAAAAGCAAGGAUGAGAGUUGUGAUGCAGUUCUUUAGCUGUCACAACAGAACAGAGAAGAGUAUGCGGUUUCUCCCUUAGAAAUUCUUCUGAGUCAUGUGAAGGUAGAGUGGAAGGCGGUGGAGUAGCAUCAAGUACGUACUGUACUUUUGGCUGAAGGAAAUGUGGAAUGUUUGAUCAUCCUGGCGCAGGAAAUUUGGGAGAUUUGCGUUCAGAUACGAUUGGGGCUUUAUCGUGCACCUGUCUCGACUCUGACUUUCCCUCUAUAACUGUAGUUGCGAGAAUUUGUGUUGGGAGAAAUCCGAGCAUCUUGCUGCGUACGGAGGUGUUGGGUGUUGGGUUUUAGCCCGCUGGAACGACUUGAACUGUCUCUUUGCUUUUCCGUUUUGUUUGACAUAGAGCGAGAGUUGCUCGUCCAUAUACUGGCGGUGGGAGCAGGAGAGAUGGAUGUGGAUCCUCGAGACUACGAGCACGUGAAGAUAAACGACAAUGACGUGAGGAAAAUUGUUCUGUCGUAUCUCGUGCAUAAUUGUUUCAAGGAGACUGCGGAGACAUUCAUUUCAUGCACGGGCAUGAAGCGAUCAGUGGACUGCUCCGUUGACAUCGACAAGAGAAAACCUAUAUAUAAACAUGUUAUGGAGGGUAACGUCUUGAAAGCUAUCGAACUGACCAAUCAGCUAGCAGCGGACCUCUUGCAAUCGAAUAAAGACGUUUAUUUUGAUCUGCUGACACUCCAUUUUGUUGAACUUGUCCGCUCCAAGGAUUGUACAGGUGCCUUGGAAUUUGCUCAGAAGGAGCUCAGACCAUUCACUUCAGGCAAGCAUUUGGAAAGGCUCCAAGACUGUAUGGCAUUAUUGGCCUAUGAAGAUCCAGAGACUUCUCCACUAUUUUCUCUUUUGAGCAUGGAUCACAGACAAAGUAUUGCAGAUGCUUUGAAUCGUGCUGUAUUAGUGCAUGCCAAUCUUCCGAGCUACACAUCAAUGGAAAGACUCAUACAACAUAUCACUGUUGUUCGACAGCGGCUGCAUCAGGAGCUUGGAAAGGAUGGACCUCCAGUUUUUGGUUUGGCUUCUUAUCUGAAGAGCUGAGAGUUUAGCAGGAAGAUUGAUCGCAGAUGAAUCCGCAACUGCUAAAAUGACAGAGUAGUCAACUCAUUAUGCAGUAUUUGGAAGAUUAGCCAUGCUCAUUGCCACCAAAUGCUGCAUGAUGCUGAUCAGAGUGGUGCAGCAGAAAAUAGAAUCAUCUCAUUCACCUUCCUAUGGCUAGUUGCGAAGCACAAUGUCGCUAUCUAUCUUGGCUGCUCGCUACUUUCACCUACUUCAGGUUUAAUGAAGUUGCAAGGAUUACGGCUUCGUGGGAAGACUUCAUCUUUUAAAGGUUAUGACUGGAGGCUGAAAUGUACAGGAUGACCAGAGCAGAUUCUUUACAAGAAACUUCGAGUAGACGAUGAUCCUCUUUCGGGUAUAUUUUAUAAGGCACGGUGUGAACUAUUAGUUCAGAGCGACAUGUACAAAGGUAGCUGAAUUGAAAAUGAAAAGUAGAUUCAAAAACGAUGCCGACUACGGCGACGGUUGGUUUUCA